AUGGCCCUGGCUGGCGAUGGUGGGUCAAGGAGUGGUGGUACAGAGACGUGGAAGAGCGGAGGCUGGUGCCAGACGCUCAAGAAGGGGCCGUGGACGGCGGUGGAGGACUCGAUCUUGAUGGAAUACGUGAAGCAGCAUGGUGAAAGGAACUGGAAUUCAGUUCAGAGAAAUUCUGGGUUGAUGAGGUGUGGGAAGAGUUGUAGGCUGAGAUGGGUUAACCAUCUGAGGCCUAAUCUCAAGAGAGGUACAUUUUCUGAUGCAGAAGAGAGGCUCAUCGUUGAGCUUCACGCUAAGUUCGGUAACAAAUGGGCUCGCAUGGCUGCUCAGCUUCCUGGCAGAACAGACAAUGAGAUAAAAAAUUUCUGGAACACGAGAGUGAAGAGACACCAGCGAGCUGGUUUGCCCAUAUACCCUCACGACAUCCAACCAAAGGACCACCACCACUACCACCAGCGACGACAACCCAACCACCACCAAAGAGAACGCAACUCUGCAUCAUCUUCCCUUUCAUCCCUUUUAUCAGCACAAUCUCAGCGCCAAAAGAAAACCUACAGUCCCACCCACCCCCUCUUCAAUCCGACCAAGUCUUCAUCUACUGCAAAUCCUCUACACCACCACUGUAAUUCUUUACCCAAUUCGAAUCACCAGUUCAAGCUCUUUCGUGACAACAAUGGCGGUCUUGCUUUGGCACUCACAUCCCCUACUUUGCCAUUUCCUUCAUCCUCUGCACCAUUGUUUAACCCAGGCCUUUCGACUGAGGCGUUCAAUUCUUUUAACUACAACAAUAACGGUCUAGUGCACGAGAGUAUCACCAAUGAAGGGUCUAAAGAGUGUCAGAUACACACAGUCUUAUCCCCACAUGUAGAGAGGCUGUUUCUGCAUAAAUACCACAACAAUCUAAGGCCUAAUAUUGGAGCCUCAUUUAACCCAAACAUUAGUUCAGUCUCCAGAAUGGGAAUUGAGCUGCCUUCAAUCCAAUCACCUGUGCUAACUAGUACUGGGAGUGACUAUUUGAUGGCUACUUCAAAUGAAGCUGAUGAACAUGAGAUUGCAUCAGAAUUUUCACAAGGCAACUGUGGUUUGUUGGAAGAUUUAUUGCUGGAGUCUCAAGCUUUGACAAGCACCGAGAUACCCAAUAAAGAGAAAUUUGCAGCAGAGAAUGAAGCUAAAUGGAAAUAUAUAUCUGAACAUGGUAUAAUGGAGGAUAAGACUGCCGCUUUGCAUUUGGAUUCAAGCUUUGUUCAUUCAUUCAUUGACGAACAGCCCAUAAAUGUGUUUGGAAUUUUUGGUGCAGCAGGGGUGAAAAGGAAGAAACCCCAAUUGGAGGAGAUGAAUUAUGUGGAUGAAUAUUUAUUGAACAUGCUUGACAAUUUUCCAAUGACUGUGCCUGUACCAGAUUGGGAUGAUAAGAGUCCAAGAAUGUCGAAUGAGGAGCCAUGGAACAUGGAUGAUGGCAACGUUGGGAUCAACAAUAACCGGGAAGUUCCACACUCUCCGGUUGCGACCGCCUCAGCAAUGCCAGACCAUGACUGGGCUCUAGGCUCCUGCUGCUGGAACAAUUUGCCUAGCAUAUGCGAAGACCAGAGCUGA
Molecule: messenger RNA, 1590 nt
Organism: Ilex paraguariensis (yerba mate)
Lineage: Eukaryota; Viridiplantae; Streptophyta; Magnoliopsida; Aquifoliales; Aquifoliaceae
Source: the annotation of a GenBank genome assembly